AUGCAGCUGACACGAUAAAAGUAACAUUUUCAGCGUUCACACUUAUUUUGUUAGCUUCAAGUUACUGUUUUAGUUAUGUGAUAAACAAAGGUGUGCUUGUAGGGGAAAAAGUUUUAUCAAACGUGUUCAGUAUACGAAAAUGUGUUCUCAGCAAACAUUCAUCAAUUUCUAAAACAGUCAAGUGUAUUAUUACUUUCGUACUCAUCCUCAUCUUUCUUCAACCUUCAACUGCUCCCCCUAAUCCAAUAAAAGACAACGAAAGUGACGAGAGUGAAGAGUUUUCAGCUUACAAAUAUCCUGACUUCAAACAUUCCACGAAUCCAUAUUGGAGUGCAUUUCCCGAGCAAACGAGGAAAAGAUUAAAGCAGCAUGACCAUCUUGAAUUGAAUGUUCUCCGACGUUUACGUGGACUGGACUUUAAAGUGAGAGAAGCUUGGACAGUUACCGACAAGCCUUUCGAUGCGAGCAAAGAUUCAAGUCUUUCUUAGACAUAAAUUUAAUUAAUGCUAUUUAUUGAUUGAAAGUGACUUAAAGUUGUUAAUUUUCAUAUGAAUUGUUUUUCUUGUAGAUAAUUUCAUUGUCAAUCAAAAAAUGUUAAAUAGAACAAUUUUUUUAAUUAAAUUAUUCUUCAUUAGAAAUAAGACUUCAUACUAUGAUUUCACUGCAAUAAAAUUAUCCAAGUGGAAAAAUUAUCAUCACCAGAUCAAGCCAAUUUAUGAAAAUUUACAUUGCAGUUGUUCAAGUGUAAGACGAAGAUGAAAAUAGAAAAUGAUAAAUUAGAAAGUUAUUGAUAAGAUUUGUUUCAUUUUGCCAUUAGUUUUGUAGCAAUAAAUAUCUCUUAUAAUGCCAGAGAUCGUUUUCAUUCGAAUUUUAUAAUGAAAUUGAAGUGAAUGUAAGC
This is a messenger RNA of Clunio marinus, 898 nucleotides long. NCBI's taxonomy places the organism in Eukaryota, Metazoa, Arthropoda, Insecta, Diptera, Chironomidae. The record is from the annotation of a GenBank genome assembly.